AUGGAAGAAACAGUGAGAGACUCUUUGGAAAACAAGUAUUUGGUGGCAAGACCAAUUUAUUCAGAGGAUGCCUUCACCACUGACCAUGAAAUAGUAAAAAGACAUCACACAACAACGUUAGAUCUUCUAAAAAGAACUUGUAGUUGCUCAUCGAAGAAAGCAAAAAGAAUUGCGCUAUCUUUUUUUCCUAUUAUUUCAUGGCUUCCUACGUAUCGAUUCAAGGAAUGGAUUCUCAGUGAUAUCAUUUCUGGAGUUACUACAGGGCUUGUUGCUGUGCUGCAAGGUCUGGCAUAUGCUCUCCUUGCUAAUGUCUCUCCUGGCUAUGGAUUAUAUACCUCCUUCUUCCCAGUUGUGGUGUAUUUUUUCUUAGGCACUUCCAGACAUAUAUCAGCUGGUCCGUUCCCUGUUGUUAGCCUGAUGGUUGGCUCAGUGGUAGCUAAUCUUGUCCCUGGUACCACAAGCAACGGAAAUUCUACUACUAAUGCAACUGCAGACCAGUUGAUAAGUGAGGAGCAAAUAGUUGUGGCAGCAUCACUGACAUUUUUAGUUGGAAUUAUUCAGUUGGCUUUGGGACUUCUUCGAAUAGGCUUCAUUGUUAUAUACUUAUCGGAACCCUUAAUAAAUGGCUUCACAACUGCUGCUGCCAUUGAAGUUGUGAUAUCACAACUAAAAUAUGUAUUUGGCCUUAAAGUUACCUCACUCAGUGGGCCACUUGCAAAUUUUUAUGUACUGGAGAGUAUAUUUACUCAGAUAACUAAAACCAAUGUUGCUGAUCUUGUUAUUGCAAUUAUUGUAAUGGUCUGUGUGUACAUUGUGAAAGAACUGAACAAUCGGUACAAGUCAAAACUGCCAGUGCCAAUUCCUAUAGAAAUCAUAAUGACAAUCAUUGCUGCAGGGGUGUCUUACGCAUUUAAUUUUAAAGACAAAUAUCAAGUAGAUGUUGUAGCAACCAUACAAAAAGGAUAUCAGCCUCCCGUUGCACCAAGUAUAGAUGUCUUUCAAAAGUGCAUUGCUAAUGCUUUCUCCAUUGCAAUUGUUGGAUUUGCCGUGGCCUUUUCGGUGGCUAAGGUUUAUGCAAUCAAGCAUAACUACACUAUUAAUGGGAACCAGGAGUUAAUAGCAUUUGGACUGAGCAAUAUACUGUGUGGGUCAUUUAAAGGAUUCGCUGCAAGCACAUCUUUAUCCAGGUCAUCUGUACAAGAAAGCACUGGUGGCAAAACCCAGGUUGCUGGGAUAAUAUCUGGCUUGGUUGUUUUGAUUGUAACAUUGGCCAUUGGCUACCUUCUAGAACCACUACCAAAGUCAGUUUUGGCAGCAAUCAUCUUGGUGAAUUUAAAAGGAAUGCUGAUGAAGUUCAAUGAAAUUCCAGUGUUAUUUAAGAGAGAUAAGUAUGAUUGUCUUGUUUGGGUCUUGACAUUCAUCGCAUCUGUUGUUCUUGGCUUGGAUCUUGGGCUUGCUGUUGGUGUAGGAGUAGAACUUCUGACAGUGGUGUUCCGUGUUCAGUUCCCCAAGUUUGCAGUGAUAGCUAAUAUUGAAAAAACAGACAUCUACAAAAAUAGGAAGGACUACAAUGAUAUCUGUGAGCCGAAAGGACUGAAGAUUUUCAGAUGUCCAGCUCCGAUAUUUUUUGCCAAUAGUGCCUUCUUCAGAGAUAAACUUAUUGCUGCUGCUGGAUUUAAUCCAUUGUGGGUUCUGCGGAAGCGGAAUAAGGCUCUGAGCAAAAUCAAAAAAUUAGUGAAAAAGGGAGAACUACAUGUCACAACAAAAGGUGUUAUAUGUACAUCAUACGAUUACAAAAAGUCAGAAGAUGAAGACGAACUGGACAACAACAUGAUUGAAGAGCUGGACCAGCCCAUAAACACUGCAGAUCUUCCCAUUGUCAUUGACUGGAAUGCAGAUCUUCCAAAUAAUAUCCAAGUUCCUAGAAUAGAACUUCAUAGUUUAAUCCUUGACUUUGGGGCAGUCUCAUUCAUUGAUGUUUCAGGCAUGAAAGCAUUGAAAGGAAUUUUAAAAGAAUUUAUCAAGGUUGAUGUAGACACGUACAUUGUUGCUACAGACAAUUCUGUGGUGGAGAAGUUGAAUAAAAGUUCAUUUUUUGACGAUGACAUUAAAACAUCAAUGCUUUUUCUCACUGUCCAUGAUGCUGUUCUGCAUGUGUUGGAGAAAAAAGGCAUGGACUAUGCAUUGAAAAGUGGGCAACACAAGGAAACAGAAAAUAUUUCCUUCGUAAAUGGAUUUGCAAAACAAAGCAUUAAUGGAGAAUUGAGUAUGGGAAAUGAAACAAAAUUUUAGAAAUAAUGUCUGCCAGCCGAUGACCAGGCAUGGGCUCACACAUCCCCUUAAUAUUUUCCAUAGAUGAAAUGUAUAGGAAACAACAGUAUUUAUAUUAUAAUUAAAAAUCUGUUCCA
This is a messenger RNA of Hyla sarda, 2408 nucleotides long. RefSeq names its product chloride anion exchanger-like. Gene Ontology annotation, cellular component: membrane. Gene Ontology annotation, molecular function: oxalate transmembrane transporter activity; bicarbonate transmembrane transporter activity; chloride transmembrane transporter activity. The transcript has 20 exons. The record is from RefSeq and is a predicted model, not a curated record. The coding region runs from base 1 to 2292 and encodes 763 amino acids. Lineage: Eukaryota; Metazoa; Chordata; Amphibia; Anura; Hylidae. Gene Ontology annotation, biological process: transmembrane transport.